AUUAACUGACACCAAAAACGAUCUACAUAUGUACCAAGCACUGAUCAUGUCAUAGUCUACAGUAUUUUUGAUAUAGAUAACACGUCUUAUGCUGUUGAUUUAAGUAGGACAUUGACACAUUGACACUGGACAGAUGGCGGCUUCGUUAAAGACUGACCAAAGGUCGGGCCUUAGCUACGUCUACAAGCUGCCUAACCUCCCACAGGACAGUCGUAUCAUACCAGACUACCUAGAUGACAAGGUCAAGGAACACCCGGAACGCCAGGCGGCGGUCUAUUACCCAAUGGGUGGUGGGAAGUCAUGCAUCACGUACAGGCAGUUACAGGACCAGUCAGUGCAAUUGGCUGCAGGUCUUAUAAAGACAGGACUGAAGGUGGGGGAGUGCGUUCUGCUUAUUGCACCAAAUUGUUUGGAAUACAUCGUCAUCGAGAUGGCGUGCGCGAGAAUCGGUGUUUGUCUUAUAUUCCAAAAGUUCGGUUCCCCGGCAACUGAUGCUGUUGAAAUGGCCAAAUCCACGGGUUGUUCUGCCGUCAUCGUUUGCGCUUUCGGCUCCUCUGCUCUAUACGGCGAAAGUAUCGUACAGGAAUGGCAGAAAACUCCAAGAGAUGGCAGCACCGAUCCUCCCCUCGCAAUAUGCGCCGGGUUCAAAGCUACCGAAGGUAACCUUUCUUACGAAGACCUGGUCCGACCCAAUGAAUUGGCCAGUGCAGAAGAAAUACACACCGUGUUUGAAGUUCAGAGCGCGGUUCAAAUGGAAGAUCCCUUGCUUGCAUUAAUGACAUCUGGAAGCACUGGCAAGCCCAAAGUUGUCCUUUAUAACCACUUCCAAUUCAUUAACGUCCUCCGAGCGUCUUGUUUCACGCUGCCAAAUGUCGACGGAGCACGUUAUUUUAACGAUCGACCAUUUUCAUGGGCCGUUGGCGCGAUGUUGGGUACGUAUUUGAUUCCGUUUUCUGGUAUAACACUUGUGUUCUUAGACCCAGAGAUUUCUGUUCGUAAAGGAGACGUCGUCAUGAUAAGGAAUAUACUGCAAGAUGAGAGAUGCACACACGCCUUCCUCAUGGCUUAUAUUAUGUACGACUUGAUUCACGCCGAUGCCAUACCUGAAUAUGGACUCUCGCUUGUGGAGUAUGCAUUAAGCGCCGGGCAGCCACUGGUAAAAGAAAUGACGUCAAAGUUUAUGGCGAAAUUUCCCAACGUGCUUCUAGGACAGACAUAUGGUUGUACGGAGUUUGGCCCAUUUGCUUUCCAGACCUAUUCCAUGGUUGCAGAUACAGACCAUGUCAGCUUCAAUUGUCUGGAAAUGGCACCGAAUACUGAAGCAACAGUUGUGAAUAACGACGGACGGUUGGUGACCAAAAACACGGUUGGGGAGCUUCUUCUUCGUGGACCACACUUAUUUGAAAGGUAUGUUACUAAUGAAGAAGGGACCAAGGCUGCCUGCACUCCUCAGCAUUGGUUUAAAACAGGCGACCUAGUAACCAUGAACGACGACGGUUGCAUCCGUUUUGUUGCGAGGAUGUCAGACGCCAUCAAGAGGGCUGCGGUUCUAAUAUAUCCCGUUGAAGUCGAGAUGGUGAUAUCUAAACACCCAGAUGUGGAUCAGGUCGUUGUUGUAGGAGUUCCUGAUGAGAGAUUCACCCAGGAGUUGUGCGCAUGCGUCAUCCUCACCCACAGUCCUGGAUCCUCCGAGGAACGCCUGGAUGCCAUUAAGGAAUGGACGUUGGAUCAGUUUCCGCCAGGUCCGGAUGGCCUUUCUCUUUCUCCCAAAUAUUUCCUCUCCUUCCAGGAUUUCCCUAAAACAUAUAAUGGUAAAACGAGCCGACGUGAUCUUACAAAGAUGGCAGCUGAAAAAUAUGGAUGUUGAAAAUAUGAACUUUCCUCCUGGAUAA
This is a messenger RNA of Lingula anatina, 1892 nucleotides long. RefSeq names its product medium-chain acyl-CoA ligase ACSF2, mitochondrial. NCBI's taxonomy places the organism in Eukaryota, Metazoa, Brachiopoda, Lingulata, Lingulida, Lingulidae. The record is from RefSeq and is a predicted model, not a curated record.